Messenger RNA from Diuraphis noxia (Russian wheat aphid), 540 nucleotides. Its product is annotated as 15-hydroxyprostaglandin dehydrogenase [NAD(+)]-like. Gene Ontology annotation, cellular component: cytoplasm. Lineage: Eukaryota; Metazoa; Arthropoda; Insecta; Hemiptera; Aphididae. Gene Ontology annotation, molecular function: oxidoreductase activity, acting on the CH-OH group of donors, NAD or NADP as acceptor. The record is from RefSeq and is a predicted model, not a curated record.
UUCAAAUGUAUUGUCUAUAAUAUAGAAUGGAGUCAUUAGAGGAACACUGUUGGCGAUGCAACUUAUGGGCAAGGACAAAGGAGGCCGUGGUGGUACAGUGGUCGUAACAUCGUCUACAAUGGGAUAUAAACCAUGUCCUAGCAUGCCAAUCUACACAGCAACCAAACAUGCUCUUAUUGGUUUUAUUAGGUCAUUCGGGGAUCCKUAUCACACGAAUUUAACGGGGAUUCGAGUUAUCGCUUUAUGUCCAGGGAUGACUCUGACGGAUGCGAUACCCGAGGACGUUAAAUUGGCGUUAUUGUCGCCCAAUUUCAUACAUCUCUGGGAUAAGGACGUUGCGUCACAAGCACCCCAAGCUGCCCAAAGUGUAGGACGUGCGCUAAUUCAUGUACUACAGAAAGCUCAAAGUGGUUCGGUUUGGGUUGCCGAGAACAACAAAUCAGCGAAAGAAGUCAAGUUCCCAAACCUUUAAUUUUUAACGCCAUUUACCGAUGAUUUUUAUUUCUAUAAAAAUUGUUUUGUUUUUAAUGUUUAAAUUAU